AUGGAGAAUCAGGCUAAAGAGGCCAAUGACGACGGGAAAUACUUUAAGAAUAUGGCAUAUCAUCGUCCGCCGCAAUACAAUGGAGAAGCUGAUCCGGUUCGCUUCGAGAAUUGGCUCGCAGAGAUGGAGAAACUUUUAGAGGUCAUUAACUGUCCAGCGCGCCUAAAAGUAAAGCUGGCUUACUUCUACCUAUCUGGUCCAGCAGAGUUAUGGUGGCGUUCUGUCAAGGCCACUAUGACUGAUACCUUUUGGGAUGAUUUCCUUAUAACUCUUCGUCAACAAUUCUAUCCGCCAUCACUCCAACGGAAAAAGGAGAAUGAGUUCUUACAUCUUCGUCAGGGUCUUAUGACCGUGAUUGAGUACAGUUGUAAGUUCAAUGAGCUGUCUCAAUUUGCUUCUGACAUUGUAAGCAAAGAAAGUGCUCGUGCAUCCCGCUUCUUCGAGGGUCAUAUGGUGUCUAAGGGUGAAAUUUCUGUAGAUCCUGAGAAGAUUAAAGCAAUAACGGACUGGCCGAUUCUUAGAAAUAUGACUGAAGUUCGGAGCUUUUUGGAUUAG
This is a messenger RNA of Amaranthus tricolor (Joseph's coat), 555 nucleotides long. RefSeq lists its product as uncharacterized. NCBI's taxonomy places the organism in Eukaryota, Viridiplantae, Streptophyta, Magnoliopsida, Caryophyllales, Amaranthaceae. The transcript is spliced from 2 exons. Bases 1 to 555 code for a protein of 184 amino acids. The record is from RefSeq and is a predicted model, not a curated record.